GUUAUGUUGUGAUUACUGUAUUUACGAAUUUAGCACCAAAAUAUCACAAUGUAUUGAAAACAUUGACUACAAAAAUGCGUUGGAUAAUCCAGAACGUUGGAUAUGCGAGUGUUGGAUAAGUGAGACUCUACUGUAUUAUUUUACUCUAUUAUUAUUAAAAGGAUACAUAAGGGCAUUUACAUUGAAGAAGAUGAGAAUGAUUUGAUCAGUUGGACAGUCUUAUCUUAAAUUUGAGCUUUAUGUAAAUAUUCAAAAACAUUUAAACUACCGAUGCCUCAAUUAAUGUAAUUUUAUUGGUAUCUCGGCUUAUACUGGAGUCAAUGUUUUCCCAGGUUUUUUUGUGGUAAAAUUAGGUUCCUCGGCUUAUACUCGGGUCGGCUUAUACUUGAGUAUAUACGGUAAGUGCUUUCUGUUUACACACUGAGUGAUUUCAGAUUCUGCAAGAACCAAGGGUUCGGGAGCCCAGAUGGGGUAGAAGGCAAAAUCAGAGGUUUAUUCUCAAUGGCCAGAGAGGAUGUCAGCAGAGAAAGCGCUCCAAAGUACUAACACACCACAGUUGGUAACACAAAGCCUUUUUAAUUUCAUUUCAAAGCUAUUCAAGAAACCUGUGCCACCUGAUUGGUUUACACGUACCCCUCCCUCUCUCUUUCUUCCCUCCUUUUUCUUUCUUCUUGCACCUCUUUCAUCCUUCCCCUUCUUUCUUCCCUCCCUUUAAACCUUUUCACAUUUCCUUUUUCUUCUUUCUCCAUCCCUUCCUUCCUUUCUUCCCUUCCCUCAUAACUUUCCCUUUCUCCUCUUUCCUUUUUCUUCUUCCCGCAUCCCUCUCUUCCGUCUCCCUUCUUUUCUCUUUCCAUCCAUAUAUUUCCCCUUUCCCUUCUUCCUCUCCCUCAUAGCUUUUAUCAUUUCCUUUCACUUCUUUCUUUCCCUCUUUUUUCUUUCUCUGCCUUCCCUUUCUUUUUUCCCCUUUGCUUUCUUUCCCUACUUUUUCUUGCUUUUCUUUCUCCCCUUUAUACACCGAAAAGCAGCCAAUCCAUUUCACCCUUUUUAAGAGUGACAUCAGAGGGCCACUUCACCUAACAACAUCCAAACCGCUUCACUCUUCUUUCCUAGUGACGGCACAGAGGGCCACUUCACCUAGCAGUAACCAAUCUGCUUCACCCCCUUUUCUAGUGACCUCACAGAGGGCCACUUCACCCAGAAACAGCAAAUCCACUUCACCCUUUUCCUAGUGACAUCUCAGAGGGCCACACCAUCCAACAGCCAAUUUGCUUCAUCCUUUUUCUAAUGACAUCUUAGAGGGCCACUUCACCCAGCAACAGCAAAUCCGCUUCACCUUUUUUCUAGUGACAUCUCAUAUGGCUACUUCACCUUGCAACAGCCAAUCCGCUUCACCCUCUUUUCCUUGGGAUAUCACAGAGGGCCACAUUAUCCAGCACCAGUCAAUCCACUCUUUCUAGUGACAUCUCAGAUGGCCACUUCACCUAACAGUCAACCCACUUCAUCCUUCUUUUCUAGUGACAGCUCUGAUGGCCACUUCAUCUAGCAACAGCCAUUCCACUUCAUCCCUUUUGUGGUGACAUCACCGAGGGCCACUUCACCUAGCAACAGCCAAUCCGCUUCAUCCUUUUUUCCUAGUGACAUCACAGAGGGCCACUUCACCUAACAGUCAAUCCGCCUCACCUUUUUUUCUAGUGACUUCUCAGAGGGCCACUUCACCCAGCAACAGCCAUUCUACUUCAUCCCUUUUUCUUAGUGACAUCACAGAGGGCCACUUCACCUAACAGUCAAUCCGCCUCACCUUUUUCUAGUAACAUCUCAGAGGACUACUUCACCCAGCAACAGCCAAUCUACUUCAUCCCUUUUUCUUAGUGACAUCACAGAGGGCCACUUCACCUAACAGUCAAUCCGCCUCACCUUUUUUUCUAGUAACAUCUCAGACGGCCACUUCACCCAGCAACAGUCAACCCACCUCAUCCCUUUUUCUUAGUGACAUCACAGAGGGCCACUUCACCUAACAGUCAAUCCGCCUCACCUUUUUUCUAGUGACAUCUCAGAGGGUCACUUCACCCAGCAACAGGUAAUCCGCCGUUGUUUGUUGUUUCUUCCUUUAUUCACCAAUACUCAAAGUAUGUGUUCGCACUUUCCAAUAUUUGUGGCCUUAUCAGUGAAAUUCCUAUAGGUUUAUUAUAUCCAAAUCCAUCAGCCAUUUAACUGAGGCCUAAAACAAACCAGGAGGCAAAGCUUUCCUUGCCAGACCAAAAACUCAUGCCAGUUUGGGCGGGAAAAAGUAGCUGAGACAAGUGCGCAUGCGCAAGAUUUCACGCUGGGGGUUGGACCUGUCUGUUAUGCUUCGGAGCUCCGCCCCCUCUCCUCCGAGUUCCUUUCGGCCUCGUGCCGACGGCUCCCACCCCGCCCCCUUCCGCUUCGGGAAUCUCCGCCCACCUUCGCCUCCUUCGGCGCGCCGCCUUCGUGGCUUUCCGAUCCCGCUCUUCGCCUGUUUCCGCCACCUUGUGACGGAAACGACCGAAGACGAGGCCGAGGUGAAGUAGAACGAGAGGACGCUGCGGGUUGGCCGGCUCCCUCCGUGGGAGGAACCAUCUGCGGCUGGCCCGGAGGGGGGAAAGGACCGGAGGAGCCAAGAUCGAGCGAAGGGAAGGCAGGAGAUGCCACCCCGCUUUCUUCCUUCCCUAAUGGUAGAUGCCUACGGGUCCCGAGAGCGACCGAUUCAACACUGCGGCGCCCGUCAGGCGGGAGGGUUAAAAUCAGAAGCUGUUCCGGCCGAUAAGCUAUCUGUGAAACUCUUUCCUGGUGAACAAGAAUGGAAGGCAUUUCAUUGUGAACAGUAACUGACCCGAAUAGUAAUUUGGAGGUUUUUUCCGAAUUGACCAAGCAUUGACCAUGGAACUCUAGGUAUGUUGGAAUACUGACAGCACAAUCACAACGAGGAAUGCUGAGAUUGUGAGCUUCUUCAUGCUUGCCUUAUACAUCCAAUGGUAAUACAAUGUGGAGAGAGAAGAUAAUAGUAGGCUUGCUGUUUUUCCAUUUCUCUGGCCCAGAGGAGACAAUUUGUUGCCAUGCUGGCCCUGCUGUUGCUCUCCUGACAACUCCAAGUUAACUGAAGCUUGGGGAGAAGAAUUGUAUCACUGGGUCCAAUUGGAUCAAAGGUUGCCUCCAUCAUCCCAAGGAGAAGAUGAAAUUUCCAUUCUAUUGGCCCUUUGUCAAACUGGCACAAUAGCAUCUCCUUCCAGAGGCUUGCGGAGAAGAACAGUCCUGGUUAUGGCUACUGAUCCAACGUGAUCGGGGUGCGGCACCCACUCUUGGACUCAUGACUGGGUAUACCAUGUUGCGGAAUGGGGGCGUAGGGAAUGGAGGUCAGCCCUGGAUGUUACGAUGGUCCAGUCGCAUUCGGCUCACUUGGCUUAGCUUCACACUGUUCAUCAUCCUGGUCUUCUUCCCGCUCAUUGCCCAUUACUACUUAACCACCAUAGAUGACGCAGAUGAUGCUGGCAAGCGCAUCUUUGGCCCCCGCACAGGAAACGAGCUGUGCGAGGUGAAGCACGUCCAAGACCUGUGCCGCAUCCGAGAGUCCGUGAGUGAGGAGCUCCUCCAGUUGGAAGCCAAGCGCCAAGAGUUGAACAGCGAGAUUGCUAAACUGAACCUCAAGAUUGAAGCUUGCAAGAAGAGUAUUGAGAACGCCAAGCAAGAUCUCUUGCAGUUGAAGAAUGUCAUCAGCCAAACAGAACAUUCUUACAAAGAACUGAUGGCUCAGAACCAGCCCAAGCUCUCCCUACCCAUCCGUCUGCUGCCAGACAAAGAUGAGACUAACUUCCCCUUGCCAAAAUCCAACAGGAACUGCCGGCUACACAACUGCUUUGACUACUCACGUUGCCCGCUAACCUCUGGCUUCCCUGUGUAUGUCUACAACAGUGACCAAUUCAGUUUUGGGAACUCGUUAGACCCUUUAAUUAAGCAAGCCUUUGAAUCCACUGUCAGAACUAAUGUGUAUGUUACUGAAAAUGCAAACAUUGCCUGUAUAUACAUAAUCCUAGUGGGGGAAAUGCAGGAGCCUGUAACGCCAAAACCUACUGAAAUUGAGCAACAGUUGCACACACUACCCUACUGGAGGACAGAUGGACACAACCAUCUCAUCAUUAACUUAUCCAGGAAGUCGGAAACUCAGAACUUCCUCUAUAACAUCAGCACCGGGAGAGCCAUGAUCGCCCAGUCCACCUUCUAUGAUGUGCAGUAUCGUCCAGGCUUUGACAUCGUGGUGUCUCCUCUCGUCCAUGCCAUGUCUGAACCCAACUUCCUUGAGAUCCCUCCCCAGGUGCCAGUCAAACGGAAAUACUUAUUCAGUUUCCAAGGAGAGAAGGUAGAGUCUCUCCGAUCCAGCCUGCAAGAAGUGCGUUCGUUUGAGGAGGAAAUGGAAGGCAACGCCCCGGCAGAUUACGACGACAGGAUCAUUGCCACCCUGAAAGCUGUCCAAGACAGCAAGUUGGACUUUGUCUUGGUAGAAUUCACAUGCAAGAACCAGCCUAAGCCAAGCCUGCCCACUGAGUGGGCUCUUUGUGGAGAAAGGGAAGACAGACUCGAGCUACUGAAACUAUCUACUUUUGCACUGAUAAUCACCCCAGGCGACACCCACCUUGUCAUCUCUUCUGGGUGUGCAAUGAGACUCUUUGAGGCUCUGGAAGUCGGAGCCAUCCCAGUGAUCCUUGGGGAGCAAGUCCACCUGCCCUAUCACAAUGUGAUCCGGUGGAAUGAGGCAGCCUUAAUCAUACCAAAGCCACGUAUCACAGAAGUGCAUUUCCUUCUGAGGAGCAUUUCUGACAAUGACCUCUUGGCCAUGAGGAGGCAGGGCCGCUUCUUGUGGGAGACCUACUUUUCCACCUCAGACAGUGUCUUCAGCACUGUCUUGGCCAUCAUAAGGACUCGAAUCCAAAUCCCAGCUGUCCCCAUUCGAGAGGAAACGGCGGUAGAGAUCCCUCACCGAUCUGGCAAAGCUGCUGGCACAGAUCCCAACAUGGCCGACAAUGGGGACUUGGACCUGGGGCCGGUGGAAACGGAGCCGCCAUAUUCCUCUCCCAAAUACCUGCGCAAUUUUACCCUCACAGCAAUGGAUAUUUACAGAAACUGGAAUGCAGCUCCUGGGCCUUUCCACCUCUUUCCCCACACACCCUUUGACCCUGUCCUGCCAUCAGAAGCGAAGUUCUUAGGGUCUGGGACUGGGUUUCGACCUAUCGGAGGGGGAGCUGGUGGCUCCGGGAAGGAGUUCCAAGCCGCAUUGGGUGGCAAUGUCCCCAGGGAACAGUUUACAGUAGUCAUGUUGACGUACGAGCGGGAGGAAGUAUUAAUGAACUCCUUGGAGAGGCUCAACGGGCUCCCUUACUUAAACAAAGUGGUAGUGGUCUGGAAUUCACCCAAGCUUCCAUCAGAAGAUCUCCUGUGGCCGGACAUUGGAGUUCCAAUUGUGGUUGUACGCACGGAGAAGAACAGCUUGAACAACCGGUUUCUGCCCUGGGACGAGAUUGAGACGGAGGCCAUCUUGUCGAUUGACGACGAUGCCCAUCUUCGCCACGACGAGAUUAUGUUUGGAUUCCGGGUCUGGAGAGAAGCCAGGGACCGUAUUGUUGGAUUCCCUGGGCGCUACCACGCGUGGGACAUCCCACACCAGUCCUGGCUCUACAACUCCAAUUACUCCUGUGAGCUCUCCAUGGUGCUGACUGGCGCUGCCUUCUUUCAUAAGUAUUAUGCCUACCUGUAUUCCUAUGUGAUGCCACAGGCCAUCCGUGACAUGGUGGAUGAAUACAUCAACUGUGAGGAUAUUGCCAUGAACUUUCUGGUCUCCCACAUCACCAGGAAGCCGCCUAUCAAGGUAACUUCACGAUGGACUUUCCGCUGCCCCGGCUGCCCUCAGGCCCUUUCGCACGAUGACUCCCACUUCCACGAGCGGCACAAAUGCAUUAACUUCUUUGUCAAAGUCUACGGUUACAUGCCCUUGCUCUACACCCAGUUCCGGGUGGACUCAGUCCUCUUCAAGACCCGACUUCCCCACGACAAGACAAAAUGUUUCAAAUUCAUCUAACAAAGGAGGUGUUUAUUGGUUACGGACAUCUGCAGAACAAGGGGAGCAAGGAGGAAUGGUCAGAGAACCCUCCACAUCCAGGACAGAAUUCCUCGUUCGGUCCAAGUCAGGACACAAUCAUGAAUUCUGCAGGCCCCAAAGGAACUGUCCAGUGUGGGGACCUGUGUCAAAACUCUUUAUGUUUCAAAUCACUUGCGAAGAAGAAGAGAAAGAAGAAGAAUGAGAAGAAUUAAUGUGACUUUGGUUAGUUCCCCAGCUAGUGGGUUAGCCAAGGGCAAAACUGGGGUUUUUUAAAAUAAUUAUUAUUUAAAUUGGAAGUGUUUUAGAUAUGCCUUUCUAAGGCUUUCUAUUUUGGGGAGGUGGGUUAGGGAGGGAAGGGUUGUUUUAGUUUUGUUUUCUUUCUUGCCCGGAUCGUCUGUCACUUGGGGAGAAACAGAAUCCCAGGAGAGACCUGAACUUCUCAAUGACCCCAAGAUGCACUUUGGGGAAAAUAGAUCUGGCCUCCGGAGGCCCUUUGCCACUUGUUUCCUUGGUGUGCUGUGCUUAAGAUCUGCUAGGGAUUUCAUGGAGGAUUUCAUGGUCUCGUACCCCAGUAGCUUCUAAGGAGCUGACUUCUUCUGGUGAGCUUCUGCCUCCAUUUUCUUGCCAUCUUCGACAGAAGAAGUUCCUUUGGAAGCCCACCUGUCCCAUGUGCCUGCUGAUGGACCACGCUCUCACCCUCAUUUCAUGAGGGUCUCCAACUGUUGGGAUCUGGGUUCCUCCCCAACCACCAAUGCCUGCCCCCAACCCUUUGCCUUCUUCACCCAUCCCCAAUGCUCCUUCCCAUGCCAUGUGCUUUGGUUCAGCUCCACCACUCUGGAAGGUCUGGAUGCCACCACGACAUAGAUGAAAUAGAAACCUCUGUUGUUGUGAUGCUCCUGGGGAAUUAAACUGUGAUCUACA
Anolis carolinensis (green anole) is the source of this 7027-nucleotide messenger RNA. It is a transcript of the gene extl3, whose product is annotated as exostosin like glycosyltransferase 3. Lineage: Eukaryota; Metazoa; Chordata; Lepidosauria; Squamata; Anolidae. Gene Ontology annotation, cellular component: membrane. The transcript is spliced from 7 exons. Gene Ontology annotation, molecular function: glycosyltransferase activity. The coding region runs from base 3326 to 6085 and encodes 919 amino acids. The record is from RefSeq and is a predicted model, not a curated record.